CGACGACGACGACGACGACGACGACGACGACACCGCUUGCUCCUCUCCAUUGUCCCUCUUGCUCCUCAUCCGUGCGUGCUAUCUUUACUUCUCUGCCAUAAUCGCCCCAACGCUUCUGCUCAAGCAACAACAUUUCGCCAGGCACCAGACUGCGAUUCAAGCACACCUCUUGUACAUAAACCCUUCUGUCACGUAUCAAACUACCAACAUGGCACCCUCCUGCGUCGUGGAUCCAAUGGAUUGCAUAUACCAAAACCGAUUGCCAUUCUCUCACUACAAGCGCGCUCCCCCGUCGGAUGACAGUGGACCAGCUCCCCCCGAUAACAAGACCGUCGUCGUCGCAACAGCAGUCGGGGGCUCACUCGUGCUCAUUCUUUCCCUCGCGCUCUUUUUCUGCUGCGUCCGUAAACGACGCGCAUCGCGGAGGAUCGGCCAGCUCCAGCGCUUCCUGCCUACGUUCAUGGACCAAGAAAAGACUGAAAAGUACUUCCAGAGACAUAGUUCGUCUUCGACCCUCGUUGCUGCCCCUGCUCCCAAGGACCUGUCACCACCCUCGAAUGUCCAUCACCGAACACGAUCUGCACCGAUUGCCUUCGAGAAGGGCGCAGGAGAUCAUAGGAGCCGAACAUUGGAGCGUGAGGAGUCCUUGGGACAGUUCCAGCAGAUUUCCCUCACCUCGGACGAACCCAUCAAUGAAAAGGAGGAGCUGGGACCCAGACAAUCCUUAUCUGGCCGGUCUACUCGUUCCCGCUCCGCGACUGUGGUUGCGCCUGCUGCCCAGGUCAAGAGCUCGCUUCACCGCAGCGUCAGCCUCAACAAGCACAGCAACCAGGGAACCAUCAACAGCCGUAAUGCUCCCAUAGGGGUCGAGGAGGACGAAGACGAGGAAUCGGGACAUCCUAACAAGUUUGCAGAGGGUGAGAGUCUUGUCGCCCCGAACCGAUUCUCGGCCUUCCUGGAUUUCAGUCAGUCGAACAAUAACAACCGCUUCUCUGCCACGUCGAUCAUCGAUUUCGACCCCAACUUUGAUCCCUCGCGGUUCUCGAGCGCCUCGAUUAUGUUUGAUGCAAAGAGGAGCUCGAACCUAUCGAACGCCUCAUCCGACGACAACGUGUCAAUAAGCUCGUCGGACGAGUUCAGGAACAACCUUCCGCCACACCAAGAACAGCCCUCAUUCCACAGCCAUCAUAACUCACCAACGAUGCGUGGCCAAGAUGUGGACACGGAGGUUCCCAUACAGACGCUGUCGCACCAAAACCAAAGCCAACCGAUGUACUUUGGAGAUAAACAGGAGUUGGACGAGGAUGAAGAGAUCAUCCCUCAACCGAUGGCAAGGUACACAGGAGUACGAAACUAUCCAAGGCAGGAAUUCUAUCCACCAAUGCAGCAGAACAGCUCGAUGUCUGUGCCUAUGCAUAUGCCGAUGCCGAUGCCUGUGCCCUUUGUGUCAACUUCCCCUGCACUGCCCCCACGUAUCAAGUUACCGCGGCCUCACAGCGGUCAAGAGAUGAGCUUUUCAGUUGCAGAUGCUGAAGUCAAAGGCGACCGAUCCCACUACUAAUAUAGGACUUUGAGUGCUACAGCAGCAAAAACAAAAGAUCUCGCCCAUCAUCUACAGUAAAUAGUUUGUAAAUAAAACAAUCCAUGCUUGUCAAAUAAUACAC
Gamsiella multidivaricata is the source of this 1664-nucleotide messenger RNA. RefSeq lists its product as uncharacterized. NCBI's taxonomy places the organism in Eukaryota, Fungi, Mortierellomycota, Mortierellomycetes, Mortierellales, Mortierellaceae. Bases 209 to 1561 code for a protein of 450 amino acids. The record is from RefSeq and is a predicted model, not a curated record. The transcript has a single exon.